Talaromyces rugulosus is the source of this 1443-nucleotide messenger RNA. RefSeq lists its product as uncharacterized. The record is from RefSeq and is a predicted model, not a curated record. The transcript has a single exon. Bases 1 to 1443 code for a protein of 480 amino acids. Lineage: Eukaryota; Fungi; Ascomycota; Eurotiomycetes; Eurotiales; Trichocomaceae.
AUGGCUUCCCUCUCGUUUUUGUUUUUUCUUUCUUUCUGGGUUUCAUUCACUACUGCUGCCCCCUGGAUCGUGACCGAGUACUACGAGGAAAUCGUCACUGUGGUCAGCGAUUACUACGACGUGUACACCGGGGCUGCAGAGACCUACACGCAGAUCCAGACCAUCUCGUCGCCCACAGGUCUCGCGCCGCUGGCCACAGCUACCAUCACGCAGACUGGUGACAGCGAGUAUGGUUACGGCGAGGACAGCGACCCUGCAACCAUUGUGCAGGUGCUGUAUCCAUUCCAGUCCUUUGCUGCUGUCUCGAGCAGCUACGACUACGGGUACGAAGACUCGGUGUACACAAACUACGUCCUCGCUCUCGCCUUCACAGCACCCACUCAGUGCAGCUCCUCAUGGACCUACACCACCGAUGUGAGCGUGUAUCCGCCUGUCGCCAUCAAGCCAACCUCGAUAUCGACCAGUUUGUACGUAGACAACAGCCAGCCGUUUCAGCCCACGACUGUGACCGAGGUGUACGCGUACGUUGAUCCCACGCAGGUACCGGCUUCAAGUCUAUCGGUGCUGAGGGAGAACUACUCGCCGUAUCCGUCUUGCUACAAUCCCAAUCCAAUCGAUUCUGCUUCUUCCUCUUCUUCCUCUUCGUCGUCGUCGUCGUCGUCUUCGUCUUCCUCAGAACCAUACUAUUGCGGGUAUUACUACUGCAGCGACGGCAGCUGGAUCAACGACUCGUACUACUACGGCAUCUCACCUCUCGCCAUCAUCCUCAUCACCGUCCUUGGCUGGACCUUUGUGAUCUUCAUCGCCGGCCUGUUCGAAAACUAUUUCCACUUUCAACGCUUGAUGAAAGGCUGGCAAGCCCGCCGCGGUCUGCCCAUUACCUGGUGGUUCUGGAUUUUCCCGGUGAGCUGGCUAGUCUGUCUGGGUUUCAGUCGUAAAGGUUUCCAAGCACGCACCGUCGAGGAUGCAGAGGUUCUGCGUGAGAAGUGGGAAGAGACGGGUUUUUGGAAGAAAAAGGGUCUGUGGCUGCGGCAUGGGUUUGGCACGGGGUAUCCAUCUAUGAUAUUGCUGGGUGGUCCGGCGCCGCCGCGUGUUGGACGGCCUUCGUCUAAAAAGCCGGUGGCGACGCAGCCUCUAUUGCAGAUCUCGCCGCCGGAGAGUGCUGCUGCUGUGAGUGCUGCGCCGUCGGAGGUUAGGGUUGGUGGAGAGGGGGGAGGUACUGGUGUUGAUCAGCCUGAAAUGUCCGGUGUCCUGCCGUCGCCGCCAACUUCUGCUACUCUGCAAGUUCCGAGUAGAUCUGUGGGGACCAGGUCUGUGGAAACUGCUCACUCGCAAGAACCUGCAGAAUCUGCAGAAUCUACAGAAAAUGCACAGCCAGAGCUUCAGCCCCGGCCGUCCUCGGAGAUUCUGCCAGAGACCAGACACGAUGAUGCCCGCUCUUGA